Molecule: messenger RNA, 708 nt
Organism: Drepanopeziza brunnea f. sp. 'multigermtubi' MB_m1
Lineage: Eukaryota; Fungi; Ascomycota; Leotiomycetes; Helotiales; Drepanopezizaceae
Source: RefSeq, a predicted model, not a curated record
AUGAUCUUCCAAACACCUCUCAAUCUCUCGGCAGCCAACUUCGCCUUCCUCACGUUUGGGCACUCCUCGACCUGUGCGUUCCGUACCUGGACCAUUCUGUUACGCUUCACUGGUCUCUGGUAUUUCUUUCAGAUCUACCAAGGCGUUUUUGAGAAGGAGAAUAUCAGGCUGCACAAGAAAUAUGGACCGAUUGUCAGGAUUGCGCCUGGUGAGUACUCGGUUGAUGAUGUGGAAGUGGCGAAGACGAUUUAUGGGCAUGGAAAUGCGUCUGUCAAGACCCAACUAAAGCGUCUCUCUUCGCAGAAUUGGAUGCGCACCUCAUGCCCAACAAGGGCGGAAAUUUUCCUCGUUGUACUCUAUGAGUGCUUUGCUGGGCUACGAACUGUUUGUGACCAAGUAGGUGUAGUCGGUAAUCCAUUCGAGGAAUUCGGUUCUUCCUUUAAGGACUACCUGGCCGACCUUGAUGAUCUCUUGAAGUGCUUCUUUUAUAUUAGAGAGACCUUGCAAGACGAGGUUUUAGCGGGUGGAGAGCUUGAGAGGCAUAUGCUGGCAUUUGGGAUGGGGAACAGGACGUGCAUUGGUAAGAACAUCAGUCUGUUGGAGAUGAGCAAGGUUGUUGCGCAGCUGGGGCAGCUGAAGUGUUUGAACAGGUGGUUUGUAAAGCAGACAAAUUUUAAAGCUACGGUGUUGGCGAGGAAGGCUGAGUAG